CGUCACUUAGCACAGCUUCUCGAUCCUUUGCGUAUUGCCAUCUUCAAUUUUUUCUGAACCAGUACACCGUCGCCCAUUGAUGGCCGGUAAUUAUCGAAACGGUGCCGGUCGCUACUUAAAUGCACUCGACCCCGGCACCACAGCCGACGGCACUCUUUCGCCGUAUAGAGUAGAGUAGUUCCAGUCCAACAUCCAAUUCCAAACAGCACGACCGCGAGAGCGGUUGAUCAAUCCGGAGAUCCGAUUCGAUCGGAUCUGGCAGAGGCGCGCGGCGCUCCGUCCUUAUUUGAUGGGGGUGGCGGCCAUGGCCGCCUUCAUGGGAGUCCGAGACGCCAUAUCAACGGGCGCCGGCGGAGUGGCUGCAUCGGUGGCGAUGGCAGCUGGUGGAUCUCCGGACGCUGCCCUGAACUUCGGCGACGGUGCCGUCCUUCCCUACUCGCCGGCCAAGGUGAAGGCUGCCCCUAGGGGCCGCGCAUCCUCGUGGUCCUCCCUUCUCCUCCUCCUCGGCCGCACUCGGAAGCUCGCCAAGGUCCGGCUCCUCCUCGCCGCCGGUGUCCUGCUCGCCCUCGUCCUCCUUGCUAGCCCGGUGGGGCCUCCCAUUGGGUGGAAUCACCAGCCGUCUUCGUCCGCCUCCUCGCCCUCUAGGGAUGGCUACAUGGUGCUUAUUAACACUUGGAGGCGCACUUCUCUUCUCAAGAAAGCUGUGGCGCAUUAUGCAUCGUGUCCAAAAACUGAUGCAAUACAUGUAGUUUGGAGUGAGAAUGACCCACCACCAGAGAGCCUUAAAACCUAUCUCAGAAAUAUUAUAAUGUCACGGUCCAGGAACUCACAAAAGCCUAAACUCCAAUUCGACUUGAAUGAGGAGGAUAAUUUGAAUAAUAGAUUUAAGCCAAUUAACGGUUUAACAAAUGAUGCAAUAUUUUCUGUUGAUGAUGAUCUAUUAGUUCCUUGCUCUACACUGGAAUUUGCAUUCACAGUAUGGCAAACUACCCCAGACACGAUGGUUGGUUUUGUUCCUCGCAUGCACUGGUUGGAUGAGGAGAAGAAUGGUGUGGUUUAUUACAAAUAUGGUGGCUGGUGGUCAGUAUGGUGGACAGGCACUUAUAGUAUGGUUCUUUCAAAAGCAGCAUUUUUCCAUCGGAAGUACUUGGAUAUGUAUACUUACAAGAUGCCAUCAACAAUUCACGAUUAUGUAACAAGAGAAAGGAAUUGUGAGGACAUUGCAAUGUCACUACUUGUUGCUAAUGUCACUCAGGCUCCUCCCAUCUGGGUCAAAGGAAAGAUACAUGAGAUUGGUAGCUAUGGUAUUAGCAGUUUGGCAGGCCAUAACAAAAGGAGGAAUAACUGCCUCAAUGACUUCAUUUCCCUUUACGGAGCUGUUCCUUUAGUUUCAACCAACAUAAAGGCUGUAGAUGCACGAGAAGAAUGGUUCUGGUAAACGAAAGGGAUAGGGUAUGUUAUCAUGGAUAAACAAGGAAUCGUUGCUGCUGGUUGUCCUCCUUGCCGUGUGCAUAGUGUCAAAGCAAAGCAGUUUCUGAAGGACUCAGGAGAGCCAGAAUUGAUGGCCUGAAGAAUCUGUGAGAUCGGAUGCAUUGUAAGUGAUGAACUGACUCAAUGGAAAAUUGGAGUUCAUUGAAGCCACCAGAAGUUCGAUAGUUGAAGACGUUUGAAAUUUGAUAUAUGUUAACAAGAAUGUAAGUAUUUUGGUUCACAACUUUUUGCAAAAUUUGGUAGAAUGGAACCAUUAUUGGCAGUUGAAGUCAGCUUGCUUUUGGUAUCUGGAAA
This is a messenger RNA of Musa acuminata subsp. malaccensis (wild Malaysian banana), 1785 nucleotides long. RefSeq names its product glycosylinositol phosphorylceramide mannosyl transferase 1-like. Gene Ontology annotation, molecular function: glycosyltransferase activity. The record is from RefSeq and is a predicted model, not a curated record. Gene Ontology annotation, cellular component: membrane. Lineage: Eukaryota; Viridiplantae; Streptophyta; Magnoliopsida; Zingiberales; Musaceae.